Messenger RNA from Lodderomyces elongisporus, 2064 nucleotides. It is a transcript of the gene KAR2, whose product is annotated as Hsp70 family ATPase. Gene Ontology annotation, cellular component: membrane; endoplasmic reticulum lumen; nucleus. The record is from RefSeq and is a predicted model, not a curated record. Gene Ontology annotation, molecular function: ATP binding; ATP-dependent protein folding chaperone. The transcript has a single exon. Gene Ontology annotation, biological process: endoplasmic reticulum unfolded protein response. Bases 1 to 2064 code for a protein of 687 amino acids. NCBI's taxonomy places the organism in Eukaryota, Fungi, Ascomycota, Pichiomycetes, Serinales, Debaryomycetaceae.
AUGAGAUCAAGUCAAUCUUCUUGGUUCCCACGUAUAGGGCUACUCUACGUAGCCUUGGUUAUGUUGAUUCCAUUUUUGGUUUCACCUAAAAACGCUUUUGCAGUAGCCGCUGCUUCUGACGACGACAGUGCAACUGACAAUUACGGUACAGUUAUUGGUAUCGACUUGGGUACAACCUACUCAUGUGUAGGUGUUAUGAAGAAUGGUAAAGUUGAAAUCUUGGCCAAUGACCAAGGUAACAGAAUCACUCCUUCGUACGUGUCAUUUAACGCCGACGAAAGAUUGGUUGGUGAUGCCGCCAAGAAUCAAGCUGCCUCCAAUGUCAACAAUACCGUGUUUGACAUUAAAAGAUUAAUUGGUUUGAAAUACAAUGAUGACACCGUGCAGAAGGAAUUGAAGCAUUUGCCAUUCAAGAUUGAAAACAAAGGUAAUAAACCCGUUGUUAAAGUUGAGUUCAAUGGUGAAGAAAAGACUUUUUCACCAGAGGAAAUUUCUGGUAUGAUUUUGUCCAAGAUGAAGAAUAUUGCUGAAGAAUACCUCGGCAAAAAGGUUACCCACGCUGUUGUCACCGUGCCAGCCUACUUUAACGAUGCCCAAAGACAAGCUACUAAGGAUGCUGGUACCAUUGCUGGUUUGAAUGUCUUGAGAAUUGUUAACGAACCAACCGCAGCAGCUAUUGCUUACGGUUUGGACAAGACCAACGAAGAGAAACAAAUUAUCGUUUACGACUUGGGUGGUGGUACUUUUGACGUUUCCCUCUUAUCCAUUGAAGGUGGUGUUUUCGAAGUCUUGGCCACUGCCGGUGACACACACUUGGGUGGUGAGGAUUUCGACCACAAGAUUGUUAGACACUUGGCUAAACAAUUUAAAAAGAAGCACAAUAUUGACAUUUCAUCAAACGCCAAGGCCAUUUCUAAAUUGAAGAGAGAAGCUGAAAAGGCCAAGAGAACUUUGUCAUCACAAAUGUCCACCAGAAUUGAGAUUGACUCAUUUGUUGAUGGUAUCGACUUUUCCGAAACCCUCUCUAGAGCCAAGUUUGAGGAAUUGAACAUUGCUGCAUUCAAAAAGACUUUGAAGCCAGUGGAACAGGUUUUGAAGGAUGGUAACGUUAAGAAGUCAGACAUUGAUGAUAUUGUCCUUGUUGGUGGUUCUACUAGAAUCCCUAAGGUGCAAGAAUUGUUGGAAAACUUUUUUGAUGGUAAAAAAGCUUCCAAGGGUAUUAACCCAGACGAGGCUGUUGCUUAUGGUGCUGCUGUUCAAGCUGGUGUCUUGAGUGGUGAAGAAGGUGUCGACGAUAUUGUCCUUUUGGAUGUCAACCCAUUGACUUUGGGUAUUGAAACCUCAGGUGGUGUUAUGACCACUUUGAUCAAGAGAAACACUGCUAUCCCAACCAAGAAAUCACAAAUCUUUUCGACUGCAGCUGACAACCAGCCAACUGUCUUGAUUCAAGUUUAUGAAGGUGAAAGAACCAUGGCUAAGGACAAUAACAGAUUAGGUAAAUUUGAGCUUACCGGUAUUCCACCAGCACCAAGAGGUGUUCCACAAAUUGAAGUUACAUUUUCUUUGGAUGCUAAUGGUAUCUUGAAGGUUGAAGCAGCUGACAAGGGAACUGGUAAAUCAGAAAGUAUCACCAUCACAAAUGAAAAGGGUAGAUUGUCCAAGGAUGAAAUUGACAGAAUGGUUGAAGAGGCUGAGAAAUAUGCUCAACAAGAUCAAGAAUUGAAGGAAAAGAUUGAAGCCAGAAACUCAUUGGAAAACUAUGCUCAUCUUUUGAGAGGUCAAUUGAAUGACAAAUCAGAGACAGGUUUAGGUUCCAAAUUGGAUGAGGAAGAUAAAGAAACAUUGGAUGAUGCUGUUAAAGAGACUUUGGAAUUCAUCGAAGACAACUUUGACACAGCUACUGCUGAAGAGUUUGAAGAGCAGAAACAGAAGUUGGUUGACAUUGCUAACCCUAUAACUGCCAAAUUGUAUGGAGGUGCAGGUGGUGAGGCAGGUGGAGCUGGUGGAGAUGCCAAAUUCGGCGAUGACGAUUCAGAUGAUGAAUUGGACCACGACGAAUUGUAA